Ruditapes philippinarum (Manila clam) is the source of this 3807-nucleotide messenger RNA. Its product is annotated as zinc finger protein ZFP2-like. Gene Ontology annotation, cellular component: nucleus. NCBI's taxonomy places the organism in Eukaryota, Metazoa, Mollusca, Bivalvia, Venerida, Veneridae. Gene Ontology annotation, biological process: regulation of transcription by RNA polymerase II. Gene Ontology annotation, molecular function: RNA polymerase II transcription regulatory region sequence-specific DNA binding; DNA-binding transcription factor activity, RNA polymerase II-specific. The transcript is spliced from 6 exons. Bases 183 to 2501 code for a protein of 772 amino acids. The record is from RefSeq and is a predicted model, not a curated record.
UUGGUCAGUGCUCGCUAAAUGAAUUAAUUUUGUAGAUUUUUUUUAUAUAUUGUAAAGUAUUAAAGUAUGAUGUGUCAUUAUUUUGUUCACAUGCGAUGGAAAGUAUUUAGAAAUACAAAUUUCAAUCUUGAACGUAAUGCUAUUAGCAAGGUGGAGCAGUAAUUGUAAAGGAAAAAGCUACCAUGGAAAAUUUUCAGAACAACCUUUCUUAUGUGUCUUACAGUCAAGACUUUGGGAAAACAUCCCAGGCUGAUGGAUACAUGAUGUUAGCAAAUAGAAAUUCAAGUCUAUCUGAAUCACAAGUGCUGACUUCUGAGAAAUCUCCGGUAUUUUCAUUUCAUUCAAUGUAUCAACCAAGUGGCCUUCAGGCGGAAUCAGUUCAUCAACAAGAUUGUAUAAAGUAUAGUGACAAGGAGUUUGGUGCAUCUACAAAUGCUGGUAGAGCUGUGGGCUUAGAUAUGACUAAUAAAAAUGUUUCUGUAAAUAUGGAUCUCAACAGUCAAACUAGUGGCUUUGAGUCAAAGAUAAGGUCAUUAGAUGUUAGUAAUCCAUUAACAUCAAGUACACAAGUAACUUCAUCAUAUUCUAACAGUGGCAUGUCAGGAAAUAUUCAAAUACAAAACUAUGGUAACAGUGUUGUCAAUAUGUCAACAGCAAAUAUAAGCAAUGACACAAAAGAUAACUCUUUAUCAUUCGGUUUACAUACUUUCAAUAGGAGUUAUGUUCCCUGUGAGGAGAAACCCAGUAUUGAUUAUAUGUAUAGAUGUGGUGGCUGUGAACAGAGUUUUUACACAAUAUGUAAAUUGCAUGCUCAUAUUAAAACACAUAAUGGAAAUGGGUCCUAUUAUUUUUCUGAAUCUACCAAGACAGCUUAUCCAAAGUUUGUUACUGAUAGUAGAGGCACACAAACAGGCCAUGGUACACGUCAUACAAAAUAUUCAAAAGUUAAAGAAAUAGACUUUGAAGAAAAUAGUAAUGCCAUUGUUAAUAGUAAUUCCAAAGACACUAGUUCAUUAAGAGUGGAUACAGAAAACAUGGCAAGAAAUGUUGUAAACUUAGCAAGUGAAGGUGAACCAGAAAUUAAGAUUGAGAAAGAAGAUCCCGACUGUGUCCCUGAUAUAAAUAGAAUUAAUAAAUCAGGUAGCGAUACUGAUGAUUAUAAACCCGAGGAAUCCUUAAUUUUAAAUGGAAAGAAAAAACAAAAGGUUUCUAAAAGGAAACAUCGUAAUAAAAGUAAAGUAACAACAAAAGGAAGUAAAAAACUGAAAAAAUUGAAAAUGACUAUCAGAUUGAAACAAGAGGUAAGAAAGGAAAAAAGGGUAUCUUUCUUAAAGAAAGAUAGAAAAACAAAGGCAAGCAGUAAUAUGACAGUUAAAAGAAAGAAAACAGAUGAAAAGAUAACAUGUAAGCUGUGUAAAGAGGAUUUUACAAAAAGAUUGUUUUUACGACAUCACAUAAAGUCAAAACACUCAGAUGUUGAAUAUUUAUGCCAGUUAUGUGGUGAACAGUUUACAGUGGAUGAGGAUUUAAUUGAACACAGAAAAACUGUCCAUAACCGUGGCUUCCAUCAAUGUGAGCUGUGUGACAAGGUCUUGUCUACAAAAGGAAUGCUGGAAGGUCAUUAUCUUGUACACAAGGGAAUCAAACCUUUUGCAUGUGAAAUCUGUGUUCCAAAGAAAGAAUUUACAAGAAAAUGCCAGCUAAAGGCACAUAUGGACACACAUUCCACAGAGAAGACCCUACAGUGUGAGUUCUGUGGGAAACCAUUUAAUGCUCGAUAUCUGAUGUUGAGUCAUGUAAAACAUUGUGGGGGUAUCAAGCCUCACAAGUGUGAAUACUGUGAGAUGAGUUUUGUAUCAAACCAUUGCUUACAAAGGCACAGACGGACACAUACAGGAGAAAAACCAUUUGUUUGUGAGGUGUGUGCAUUUGCCAGCAGUAAUGCCAGUUGUCUAUCUAGACAUAUGAGAACACACACUGGUGAGAAACCAUUUAAAUGUCAAUUUUGUCAACAGACAUUUGCUGCCAGAGGGGCAUUAAAGAAGCAUGUUCGUAUACACACACAGGAAAAACCAUACAAGUGCCGUUUCUGUACAAAAGCAUUCACACAAAACUGGAACUUAAAAACCCAUGAGAGGCAGCAUACUGGGGAAACACCGUACAAAUGCCAUGUUUGUGGCAUUGGAUAUAAACAAAAUGUUUUACUGAAAACUCACUUGAGGACCCACUUUGGUCAAAACAGUGAAAGCAGUGAAUCCCAGAAUCUUGCUCUAAACCAGUCUGUAUCACAAUCACGGUCUCUAGCUGAGAACCAGUCAAACAUUAACUGUCAAUCACAUUCUAGUAUGCAGACUUGUUCCAAGUCUGAAAAUCUGAAAUCAGAGUUUCCCGAGUCGCAGUCUAUAAACAGCCAGUCACAACUGAUAGAACUUCAUUCACAACCACUUGUGCCAAAUAUGUUACUGUCAACUUUUCUUCACUCUGGAUAUAACAUGAAUUGAAGAAUACUUCAUUAUGAAAUCAGUGCCUACUUUUGAGAAAGCUGAAGGAUUUAACUAUUUUAGAAAAUACAAUUUAGAAAAAGUAGAAAAUAAUUAUUAGGAAGAUCAUAUUUAUUAUUGAACAUUUAAGCAAUUGGAACAUCAGUAUUUUUUAGCUCGACUAUACAAAGUAUAUAUAGAGCUGGCCUACUCGCCCCGGCGUCCGCGUCCAGAUUUUAGAUUAAAGUUUUGGUGCAGUAAAAUAUUUUUCACUAUUACUUUGUCAUUUCUCAAGGUAUCAACUUCAAACUUCAAAUAUAUGUUCCUUAUCAUCAACCACAUCUUAUGUGACAAGGUUCAUAACUUUAGCACCAAUAUUUUCAGAUUUAUCUCCCCUUGAACUUAGAAUUUUCCUUAAAAAAUACUAUUUUUUACUGUUACUUCUUUAUUUCUUAAGGGAUCAACCUCAUACUUCAAAUAUAUGUACCAUAUCAUCAUCCCCAUCUUAUGUGACAAGGUUCAUAACUCUAGCACCAAUAUUUUUAGAUUUAUCUCCCCUUGAACUUAGAAUUUUCCAUCAAAAGUAUUAUUUUUUACUGUUACUUAUUUAUUUCUAAAGGGAUCAACUUCAUACUUCAAAUAUAUGUACAUUAUCAUCAUCCACAUCUUAUGUGAAAAGGUUCAUAACUCUAGCACCAAUAUUGCAAGAAUUAUCUCCCCAUAAACUUAGAUUUUUUUACUAGAAAAAUGUUAUUUUUUACUAUAACUUUUUUAUUUUUAAAGGUAUCUACCUCAAACUUCAAAUACUUAUUCCUUAUCAUCAAUUACAUUUUAUGUGACAAUGUUCAUAACUCUUGAAGCAAUAUUUACAGAUUUAUCUCUCUUUGAACUUAGGAUUUUCUUUAAGAAAUAUAAUAACUUCUUUACUUUUUAAGGUACAAUGUAUCUACUUCAAAACUUCAAUAUAUAUUUUCUUAUCAUUACACAAAUGUUGUGUGACAAGGUCCAUAACUCUAGCAUGACUAUUUCUAUAAUUAUUCCCCAACAAAUGUUAUUUUUUUACUAUAACUUAAUACAUAAUUAUACAUAAUUGAUGUUUCUUUCAUAGUUUUGCCCUUACUGCGUCCAGUAUUUUAUUAGUCGAGCUUCGCUGUCUCCUGUGACAGCUCUUGUUACAGUUAAAUCGGCUUUACUAUUAAAAGAAUAGUACAAUUAUUUUCAGGCAAAUUAUUACAAAAAAGGUUGCACUUUACCGUGUACUGUGUUUCAACCUUGUUAAAGUUUAUGUCCAAUUUUACAUCAAGCUUUGAUAACAUUCAGAACUACA